Messenger RNA from Cydia splendana, 983 nucleotides. RefSeq lists its product as uncharacterized. The transcript has 5 exons. Gene Ontology annotation, biological process: proteolysis. Bases 1 to 945 code for a protein of 314 amino acids. The record is from RefSeq and is a predicted model, not a curated record. Gene Ontology annotation, molecular function: cysteine-type endopeptidase activity. Lineage: Eukaryota; Metazoa; Arthropoda; Insecta; Lepidoptera; Tortricidae.
AUGUCGUGGUUUGACUCUGUGAAAGAUGUAGCUAAAACUGUUGCGAAGAAUAUAGCUGAAGCAACUUCGUCUGUUACUGAUUCUGUAGACAGGUACACACUCAGCUAUACAAGUGCUGUUCCUGAUCAUCAUAGCGGGUGGUGGAGUGUUCUCAGUAAUAGUACGUCUGGAAACCACAGUGAAGGAUCCAGUGAAUCUGAUAGUGAUAGUGAGAGGCUUGAUGUAGCGAGUGGAUUGGCUGUUGAAGUGACAACUAGAGCAAGAUACACUUAUGAGCUAGACAGAUUUCAAAAGAACGCCUUGUUGAUGUUUGUGCAAAUGAAAAGCGAGCCACCGGGGAGUAGCAGAGUAGAAGAAACGACCACUCAAGAUAUAAACGUUAUCCUGGAUACCCUAACCGGUUUUCGGUUCGAAGAGAACACGCACAUAGAUCUCACUUGUAGUGAAAUAGAGAAUAAAUGUCAGGAAUUUUUUCAGCAAAACUUUACCGAGUACGGUGCGGUUAUGGUGGUUGUUCUCACAUUUAACGGCACAACGGGCCAGUUAUCGGCGCUGGACGGCCAAUUAUCAGAAUCGAUUAUUUUGCGUCACUUGACUGACAAUUUGAAUCCAACACUGCUCGGCAAACCUAAAAUAUAUAUUACCGAGGCCAAUCGGAUAAUAUCCUCUGAAAAUGGACUCCGGCUUAUUUCUAUAUCACUGGAAGGACAUCAAGAUGUUUUGGGAUUUCACAUACCAAAAACUAUGGAACAUCAAUCUAUGAUACGACGUCCGCUCCCGCUUAUAUGUGACAACAUCAAGAAUAUGGCUGAUAAUCAUGACUUUGCGACUAUAUUAAAGAAGUCGGCGGAAGAUAUUGCAGCAGAGGCAAACCCCGUGUUUGUGGAUAAUCCUAUAGAAUAUUGCAACAACUUAACAAAAGAGAUGAUAUUAGCGAGAUCUUAAACAAUCACAAUCUUAUUAUUAAGUCUUUUAUAUACCAA